AUGAGCAUCGCAGCACAAGAACGCAUCAAUGCAGCCCUCAAUCUCAUCCCCCAACACCUGGACCCAAUCGAGCGCAAAAUCUACGUGACGCUUUGUGCUCACAUUGGCCAUACAGACGAACGGCUACGUAGAGUACUCAGAAUCACUGAGAACCUUGCGUUACAAGUCAAGUUUAAAGGGGGUCCAGAUCUGGGGACGAAGAACCUGUCCAUAGCCUUUGUGAGUGAAGGAAGACAGUUGAUCUUCUUGGUCGUCAUUCAUACUGUUGACCCGGAGAACCCGAAGGAAUUUCGCACAAUCGAAAUUCUCAGAGCAAGGGGGGAAAGAGAUGAAGACGCGGGUGUUGUGAUUGACGAGGCAGCUGCUAGUAGGAACAUGUUGAAGUUUAGUUAA
This is a messenger RNA of Pyrenophora tritici-repentis Pt-1C-BFP, 393 nucleotides long. RefSeq lists its product as uncharacterized. The record is from RefSeq and is a predicted model, not a curated record. NCBI's taxonomy places the organism in Eukaryota, Fungi, Ascomycota, Dothideomycetes, Pleosporales, Pleosporaceae.